Messenger RNA from Trichoderma virens Gv29-8, 741 nucleotides. RefSeq lists its product as uncharacterized. The transcript has a single exon. The record is from RefSeq and is a predicted model, not a curated record. Bases 1 to 741 code for a protein of 246 amino acids. Lineage: Eukaryota; Fungi; Ascomycota; Sordariomycetes; Hypocreales; Hypocreaceae.
AUGGCCCCCAAAUCCAAAAUCGGCGCGGAGACCAGCACCGUAAAAGCUCAAGACAAUAUGCAUGCAGGGGCCGCAAAAUGGACUGGCGAGAAGUUUGAUGACAAGGGCAACGUGCUGCCAUUUCCAGGCAAUACCAUUAUCUCUCAUCUGCCACAGGACAGUGAGCUAUACAAGACACUUUUGCCAAUUCAUGAGAUACUCCAGAAGAGUAGAUUCACCAAAUUUUACACUCUCCUGCCGCCGCCAAGCUGGCACAUGACAGACUUUGAGGGCGUUUGUGAUCACCAACGCAAGCGUGAGACCUGGCCGCAGGAGCUGGCGCUCGAUGCACCACUGCAAAAGUGCCAUGAUCUCUUCCGCGACAAACUUUCUACAUUUGACCUCGGAAUACAGCCUCCCCUGAAGUUGUCUGUUACAGGACUGGUAAUGAGCAAGGCCGGCAUUCGACUCGACUUGGCCGCUGUGGACGCCGCUGAAGAGAAGCGUUUACGAGGACUCCGUGAUAGAUUGUCCGAGUUGCUGCAAAUUAGGGCUCCAGGCCAUGAGACGUACGUUUUCCAUCUCGCUCUCGCAUACAGGAUAGUUCCUGUCAGCAAGGAAGAUGGAGAGGCUCUCAUGGCGUUGCUGCAGAAGGGAUAUGAGACUAUUCCUCACGAGUUUGAGCUGGGUGCGCCCGAAUUCUGCCACUUUGAUGAUAUGUUUGCAUUCCAUCGGCAGUUUUAUCUUAAAGAGCAAAGUUAA